Molecule: messenger RNA, 3511 nt
Organism: Cuscuta europaea
Lineage: Eukaryota; Viridiplantae; Streptophyta; Magnoliopsida; Solanales; Convolvulaceae
Source: the annotation of a GenBank genome assembly
UGUAACAAUCUCGCUCUCCCUUUCCGCCCUCUUCUCAACGGUGGGAAAAUAUCACUCAGCAUUCAUAUCGCUUCACUGUUGAAUUCCAACACUUUGCAUUUCCGAACAAACUCUUUCUUCUACGCCCUCUCUCUCUUGCACAUCAAUGACGGACGUUACCGACGACAUCGCGGAGGAGAUAUCGUUCCAGAGCUUCGAGGACGAUUGCCGUCUUCUGCAGAGCCUUCUCAACGAUGUGCUUCACCGGGAGUUGGGCCCGAAGUUCAUGGAGAAAGUUGAACGGACUCGUUGUCUUGCUCAGAGUGCAUGCAACAUGAGAAUAACAGGGAUAGAGGAUACGGCAGAGCUUUUGGAGAAACAAUUAGCUUCAGAAUUGUCUAAAAUGACACUUGAGGAAGCUCUGUCUCUCGCUCGUACAUUCAGUCACUAUCUUAGUUUGAUGGGAAUUGCAGAAACACAUCACAGAGUGCGGAAAGCACGAGGUGAUCCACAGCUAUCCAAAUCUUGUGAUGACACUUUCAACCAACUACUUCAAAGUGGUGUUACCCCUGAUGAACUGUACGACACUGUUUGUAAGCAGGAGGUUGAGAUUGUACUUACUGCACAUCCCACACAAAUAAACCGUCGUACAUUACAGUACAAACACAUUCGAAUUGCGCACCUAUUGGAGUACAAUGAACGGCCUGAUCUUGGGAUCGAAGAUCGAGAUAUGCUUAUUGAAGACUUGGUGAGAGAGAUAACAUCAAUAUGGCAAACAGAUGAGCUGAGGCGCCACAAACCUACCCCAGUUGAUGAAGCUCGAGCUGGCCUGAAUAUUGUUGAGCAGACUCUCUGGAAAGCAGUGCCACAUUAUCUUAGGCGUCUCAGCAUCGCUUUAAAAAAGCAUACUGGAAGACCUCUUCCAUUGACAUGCACACCAAUAAAAUUCGGGUCUUGGAUGGGGGGUGAUAGAGAUGGAAAUCCUAAUGUGACAUCAAAGGUGACAAAAGAUGUCUCUCUCUUGUCCAGAUGGAUGGCAAUUGAUCUUUAUAUAAGAGAAAUUGAUACUCUCAGGUUUGAACUUUCAAUGAAUCAAUGCAGCGAUAUAUUAUCAAGAUUGGCACAUGAAAUCUUAGAAAAAGAAAACGCAUCCCCGGAUCGCAAUGACAGGAAUCAGCCUUCAAUUUUGACUCAGUCAAAGAACCAAGGCCACCAUUCUCUGCCUUUUCCAUCGCAGCUCCCAACUGGAGCUGAUCUACCCUCUUGCACAGAAUGCAAUGAUGUUGAAUGUCACUACCCUCGGUUGGAUAUUCCUGGGUCUGAAUUCAAGCCAUAUAAUCGUCAGGAUAGUCAAUCUACAUCCAUAAAUCUUUCUACAUCUGACUCCCUCAGACCUAUCCAAAAAACUAAUUCUAAUGGCAAUGCUCCAGCAGCUGGAGUUUCACGGGUUGCUUCCUUUAAUUCCAGUCAGCUUCUUACCCAAAGGAAACUUUUUGCCGAGUCUCAGGUUGGAAGGACCAGUUUCCACAAGCUUCUUGAACCAAGCCCGUCCCAGAAACCUGGGUUAGCUCCUUACCGGAUUGUCCUAGGACAUAUAAAAGAGAAGCUCCUGAACACGCGGAGGCGGCUUGAACUACUACUUGAGGAUCUUCCUUGUGACUAUGACCCUUGGGAUUAUUAUGAAACAUCAGAUCAGCUUCUUGAACCAUUACUACUCUGCUAUGAUUCACUGCAAUCAUGUGGAUCUGGGGUUCUAGCUGAUGGUAGACUUGCUGACUUGAUCAGGCGAGUUGCUACUUUUGGGAUGGUAUUGAUGAAGCUUGACCUUCGACAGGAAUCAGCACGGCACUCUGAAGCACUUGAUGCCAUUACAAACUACCUGGACAUAGGAACAUAUAAUGAGUGGGAUGAAGAGCGCAAGCUGGAGUUUCUAACUAUGGAGUUGAAAGGGAAGAGGCCUUUAGUCCCUCCAACUAUACAGGUUGCUCCUGACGUCAAAGAAGUGUUGGACACUUUUAGGGUUGCAGCUGAAUUAGGGAGUGACUCACUUGGAGCAUAUGUCAUCUCCAUGGCAUCACAUGCUAGUGAUGUCCUUGCAGUGGAGCUUUUGCAGAAGGAUGCACGUCUUGCUGUUGCUGGUGAGCUGGGCAAACCAUGUCCUGGUGGAACCUUGCGAGUGGUUCCUCUGUUUGAGACUGUGAAAGACUUGAGAGGAGCUGGGUCAGUUAUCAGGAAAUUACUAUCCAUUGAUUGGUAUAGAGAGCACGUCAUAAAGAACCACAACGGACACCAAGAGGUAAUGGUUGGCUAUUCUGACUCUGGUAAAGAUGCUGGCCGUUUCACUGCUGCUUGGGAGCUAUACAAAGCUCAAGAAGAUGUUGUAGCUGCAUGUAACGAAUAUGGUAUUAAAGUCACUUUGUUCCACGGUCGUGGGGGAAGCAUUGGCCGUGGCGGCGGCCCCACAUAUCUCGCCAUCCAAUCACAGCCACCUGGUUCUGUUAUGGGAACACUCCGGUCAACGGAACAAGGAGAAAUGGUUCAGGCGAAAUUCGGACUACCUCAGGUGGCCGUUAGGCAACUUGAGAUCUACACAACAGCAGUACUACUUGCCACUUUGAGGCCACCACAACCGCCAAGGGAACAAAAGUGGCGCAAUCUAAUGGAAGACAUUUCAAACAUCAGUUGCAACAGUUACCGAAGCACGGUGUACGAAAACCCAGAGUUCCUCACUUACUUCAAUGAGGCCACACCCCAAGCGGAGCUUGGGUACCUCAACAUAGGAAGCCGACCGUCUAGAAGAAAGAGCUCAGCCGGCAUAGGGAAUCUCCGCGCAAUCCCAUGGAUAUUCGCCUGGACCCAAACUCGCUUCGUCCUCCCUGCUUGGCUUGGGGUCGGGGCGGGCCUGAAGGGGGUUUGCGAUAAAGGACACACCGAUGACCUAAAGGAAAUGUAUAAAGACUGGCCGUUCUUUCAAUCGACUGUGGAUCUUAUAGAGAUGGUUUUGGGGAAGGCAGACAGUCCUAUGGCGAAGCAUUAUGACGAAGUGUUGGUGUCUCCAGACCGACAAGCACUUGGUUCAGAGCUGAGGAGUGAACUAAUGAAGACAGGGGCUUACGUGUUGUUGGUGACGGGACAUGAGAAGCUGUCGGAGAACAACAAGAGUCUUAGGAGGCUGAUAGAGAGCAGGCUUACGUAUCUGAACCCUAUGAACAUGCUUCAGGUGGAGAUAUUGAAGAGGUUGAGGAGUGACGAUGAUAAUAACAAACUACGGGAUGCUUUGCUAAUCACCAUCAAUGGAAUUGCUGCUGGGAUGAGGAACACAGGAUGAGCUGAGGAUGCACUCCGACACUCGGAUUGCAAAAGAUUCAUGAAUAUUGUUAGUACUAUCAUGUUAUAUUAAAAAUAGUGAAUGCUGCCUGGUUUAGCAGGUAUGUACUACAUCCAUAUAUAUGCACUUACGAUUUGAUUAUGCAUUUAUGCAGUUAUUGAACUCGGUUCUUCUCAAGGAUGUGUUUCAUUACUUAUUAAAGAG